UAUCAGUCACAGAGGCUGAGGAAAUCUAAACUCAGCCAAAGGGAUAGCUCUAAAGUCAAACACAAUCCACUGCAUAAACAAAAAGGAAGCGUGGUGGGCACUGUGUAAAAAGAUGACUGCAAGAUCUACCUCUGCUCACAUAGAUGGAGAAGCUGUAGCAAAUGGACACAAAGGUUCCUCAAAUGGGACAGAUACUGGGAAACUGAAGGAUGAGAACGGCAGGAAGGUGGAACUGGGGAAGAAGGUGACCCUGCUCCGAGGUAUCUCCAUGAUUGUCGGGACCAUCAUCGGAGCCGGCAUCUUCAUCUCACCAAAGGGAAUCCUGAAGCACUCGGGCAGCGUGGGAAUGUCCCUGUUAGUGUGGAUUGCGUGCGGCUUGCUGUCCCUCUUUGGAGCCCUGUCCUACGCUGAACUGGGGACUUGUAUUCAGAAGUCUGGUGGCCAUUACACAUAUAUAAUGGAAGCAUUUGGACCUCAGAUGGCUUUUAUAAGACUAUGGGCUGAUCUCAUUGCUAUAAGGCCUGCAGCAAUGGCAGUCAUUUCCCUGGCCUUUGGUCAGCACAUCCUGGAACCUCUGUUCAUGCCAUGCAACAUCCCCCCCUUGGCUGUCAAACUGGUUACUGCCGUCGGCAUAACUUCUGCCAUGUACCUGAACAGCAUGAGUGUAACAUGGACAGCCAGGAUUCAAAUCUUCCUCACCGCUAGCAAGCUGCUGGCCAUUGCCAUCAUAAUAGUGCCAGGGAUGUACCAACUCUUUAAAGGAGAGACCAGACACUUUGAGAAUGCCUUCGAGCUGAGUAAAGUGCAGCUGUCUGGGAUGCCACUGGCUUUCUACUCUGGGAUGUACGCAUAUGCUGGGUGGUUCUACCUGAACUUUGUGACAGAGGAGGUGGAUAACCCUGCAAGGACUGUCCCAUUAGCGAUCUGUAUCUCCAUGGCAAUUGUGACUUCCUGCUAUGUGCUGACCAAUGUGGCAUAUUACACUGUGAUGUCAGCUGAGGAGCUCCUGGCCUCACCGGCUGUUGCUGUGACAUUUGCAGAAAGGCUUCUGGGGAACUUCUCGAUAGUCGUCCCAGUGUUUGUGGCCUUGUCCUGCUAUGGCUCCAUGAAUGGCUCCCUCUUUGCUCUGUCAAGAAUGUUCUACGUAGCUUCACGUGAAGGCCAGCUCCCUGAGGUUCUGUCCAUGAUCCAUGUCCGCAGACACACGCCACUGGCAGCCGUCCUCAUAAUGUACCCUAUGACCAUGCUCCAGCUGUUCGUGGGGGACAUCUACAGCCUGUUGAACUUCAUGAGCUUCCUGCGAUGGCUGUUCAUCGGUGUGGUGGUGCUGGGUUUAAUCUACCUCCGAUACACAAAGCCUGACCUCCCUCGCCCUUUUAAAGUCCCACUCUUAUUCCCAGUGGUGUUCUGCAUCACGUGUUUCUUCAUGGUCUUCCUGUCUCUGUACUCGGACCCCAUCAACACAGGAAUUGGAUUUGCCAUUUCCCUCACGGGCAUCCCAGCAUACUACAUCUUUAUUUACUUCAACCACAGACCAAAGUGGCUUCAGAGGACUUUAGAUUCCUUCAACCGAACCUUGCAGAUCAUCCUGGAGGUCGUUCCGGCGGACCAGUAACAGCACACAAAACUACAGAACCAGCACACUCAGAUGAACUCUGACUGAGAAAGGAAACACAUGCUGUGCCGUCUUUGAAUUGAACUAAAAAGGAUUGUGUUGGAAAUAUGGAAAAUAAUUUUAUUUUUUACUUGCCAUUCAUUUUUGGGAACAUUGUGAUUAUUUAUGUAAAAGGAGAGGACCUCUUGGCAUCCAGCACUGAUACGUACAACCUGUACAUAACACAUACAUGACACUGAUGUUUUUAAUUGACUAAUUAGUCCUUGAAUGCUAAACAAUCAUAUGAACGUUUCAUCAAAUGGUAUCUUUUCUUCAUACAGCUAACCCUACACUUGAACAUAGGAGCCCCACCCACCGGACCUCCUAACAUGUUGUUUAAUGAAGGGCAGCCAAUCAGAAGAAGCGGGGAGUCAGAGAGUGAGGAAAUGUCUUGUUUCAACAAAGGAUAAUGCACUAAGGCCUAGUGUAUAAUAAAUAAGGAUUGUUUUUAGCUGUUAAUCAUGUAUAGCUACUGCAGUCCAACCUCAUGGAGACAGAAAUGAGCAUCGUAGGUCCCCUUUAAACUCCAGGCAUUCGCAGAUGCAAAUGUGGUAUUUAGGUACCAAGUGACACUGAUCUGUAAUGAGUGAUUUUAUUAUAAAUGAGUUAUUAUUUGAAACAGCAUUACAAGGUGUGGAGCCAGAGUUUGUGAUCAUUCUCUGUGGAAUUUUUCAGUGUUUGACCUUCACGUAACUUAUAUGAUUUGAUCAUCAGUAUUGAUCAGUAUUGUUACCCUAUUAGAAAAGUUUAAUUACUUCAUCAACUUAAAUGUAAUGUAUGACAUUUAAUUAUGUUUUUAAAUGUAUAUUUUCAACUCAUAAAGCAGAAACCUCCUCUGUAGACUGU
Messenger RNA from Archocentrus centrarchus (flier cichlid), 2500 nucleotides. RefSeq names its product solute carrier family 7 member 11 (gene slc7a11). The transcript is spliced from 12 exons. The coding region runs from base 113 to 1615 and encodes 500 amino acids. Gene Ontology annotation, cellular component: membrane. The record is from RefSeq and is a predicted model, not a curated record. Gene Ontology annotation, molecular function: L-amino acid transmembrane transporter activity. NCBI's taxonomy places the organism in Eukaryota, Metazoa, Chordata, Actinopteri, Cichliformes, Cichlidae. Gene Ontology annotation, biological process: amino acid transmembrane transport.